CACUCACCACUUCAUCCAAACAUCCAAAACAACAUGGCGCCGGCUACGGAGGGAUUGAUGGACUUCGAGAAAGAGAUUUUUACGAAGAUCAGCAAGAAUGAAAUCGCCGAGCUCAAAACAUUGCUCGUUGCUAACAAAAUUAAAAUUGAUUUCGUUGAUGAAAAUGGGAUGACACCGCUCCAGCAUGCCUGCUAUAAAGGCAACAAAGAAAUCGUUCAGAUGCUUCUAGAUCAGGGUGCAGAUGUGAAUUCUUCACAACAUGAGCAUGCCUACACAGCCCUGCACUUUGCUGCAUUGAGUGGGAAUGCGGACCUCUGUCAUUUGUUGAUGUCUCACGGAGCACGUUUGACUGUAACUAACAGUGUUGGGCGUACCCCAGCUCAGAUGGCGGCAUUUGUCGGAAACCAUGAUUGCGUCGCUACAAUCAAUAAUUUUAUACCAAAAGCUGACAUUGACUACUAUAUCACACCACAAGGGCUCCAAACGGAACCUAUGCUCCCUCCGCACCUCGCUGACUCUUUCCACAAAUUCAUUAUGCAGGUCAAUGUUCACCCUGUCAGAGUUGCGUUGAAUCUACAAAGAUGUCCUGGUUUACUUGAAAAUUUGAACAAGGUGCAAAAAGUACUGGAAGCAAUGCGCCAUAAGGAAAUGAGACGAGGAAUUGAGACGAAUGAGGUAAUGGCUUUUAAGUAUCACUACCUAAGUUGCGUAACAGCUGAAGUAGCAAAAUGCCAGAAGCGACAGGAGGCAAUGAAAGCAGAAAAAUCGGAAAAAGAUAAAAAUAGUGAAGACGGCGAGGAGAAAAAGUCUGAUCCCGUUGAGUUGCUAGUCAGAAAAUUCUUGAAGUGUAACAAGAGCGAGGGUAAUCCUGAAUACCAAGAAGCUUUCUUGCGGGAAACAGUGCGAGAAUUUCCUUUCAGAGAAAGCACGAUCUUCCGUCAAAUGGUAGCUACUCUUGCAAGCACCGAUCCUCCAUCUGCAGUAUCGGUUGUAUCAGCUGCAAUUAAUGGACAAAGAGGUUUUUCCGAUAAUCUCCAGAUCUGUGUAACCUGUGGGGAAGAAAAGGCUACCAAAAAAUGCAGUAAGUGCAAGGCAGUUCAGUAUUGCGAUCGAGAAUGUCAAAGACUACACUGGUUCAUGCAUAAAAAAUCUUGUGCUAGGUUGGGACAAAGUUCUAGCAUUAAAUUAACAGAUGUUGAUCGGGCUCAGGUAGCUAACGCGGUUAGUUCGAGACUUCAAAACUUGGCUGUUAAUUAAUUAUGUCGAAUGACACGAGUUUUUUUUUUUUUUUGAAAGCCAUAUUACCAGCAAUCUAACGUCGGAUGCUCUAUAUUUAUUGAAUAUAAACAAAAAUGACCAAUUUAGUUAAAUGUAAAUAAAUCUUCCAAUAGCUAUAUCACGUGAUAUAUCACAAAUAGACAUGUACGUGUCAAAACAAUCGGCAUACCAGGAAGCUACUAUGGUGUUACGUUACACCACGUAAUGUAAUAAAUGAUCAUUGACCUUGCGAUUUAUGUUUCUUAUAGUGUAGAGUCAACUCCACGUUUUUAUUAUUUUAUUCAAACGGCUCGAGCAUCCCGCCAUUCUUAUAAUUGUCAAUGUGUACGUGUGUACUUAGACUAUUUCUCGUAGUUUUUCGACGUUGUUUUUUGUGAUUACCUUUUAUAGUGCAUAAUUUUCAAUAAAAUGUGUAUAUGUGUACAUAUAA
This is a messenger RNA of Athalia rosae (coleseed sawfly), 1708 nucleotides long. Its product is annotated as ankyrin repeat and MYND domain-containing protein 2. Bases 34 to 1257 code for a protein of 407 amino acids. Lineage: Eukaryota; Metazoa; Arthropoda; Insecta; Hymenoptera; Athaliidae. The record is from RefSeq and is a predicted model, not a curated record. The transcript has 3 exons. Gene Ontology annotation, molecular function: protein binding.